AUGGCGCUCAGGUGCGCCAUCCAGCUCGGCAUCCCUACCGCGAUCCACCGCCACGGUGGUGCCGCGUCGUUGAUUGACCUGGUUACCACGCUAUCCCUCCCGCCAUCAAAGGCGCCGUUCCUCAGCCGCCUCUUGCGGCUGCUGUCCACGACGGGGGUACUGGCGUCAAACGAGGUUGGGAUCUACAGCCUCGUCCCGCUGUCCUACCUUCUCGUGGAUGGUGUACUCGUUGAUGGAGAUGCUAGCCAGGCAGCUCUUGUCCUCUGCUUGACCUCGCGGUAUCACAUGGAGGCGGCUAUGGGUUUGGCCGACUGGUUCAAAAACGAUAUCGCUCAACCCUUGCCAUCACCAUUCGAGGACGUGCAUGGCGCGACACUCUUCGAGGAGAGUAUGGCCGUCCUCGACCCUGAGAGUGACAAGUUAUUCAAUGAAGCUUUAGCUGCCCACGACCAUAUGGGAAUCGGUACAAUAUUGCGGGAGUGUCAUGGCCUAUUCAAUGGCUUGCAGUCGCUCACCGAUUGUUGCGGUGGCGAUGGAACGACGGCUAAGGCCAUUGUCAAGGCCUUCCCUCACAUAAAGUGCAAUGUGUUGGACCUUCCCAAAGUGGUCGAUAAAGCUCCGAGCGAUGGUCUCGUUAACUAUGUCGCUGGUGACAUGUUCCACUCCAUCCCACCAGCUCAAGCUAUAAUGGUCAAGCUUGUUCUACACUUCUGGAGCGACGACGACUGCAUCAAUAUCCUAGCUCAAUGCAAGAAGGCCAUUCCUUCCCGAGAAGCAGGAGGAAAAGUUAUUGUCAUAGACAUGGUGGUUGAUUCUUCUUCACCGAUGUUUGAAACUCAACUGUUGAUGGAUGUGGCAAUGAUGGUAUGUACGAGAGGACGACAACGGGAUGAAAAUGAUUGGAAUGCCAUCUUUAUGAAAGCAGGGUUUAGCGACUACAAAAUUGUCAAGAAGCUUGGAGCUCGUGGUGUCAUGGAAGUCUAUCCAUAA
This is a messenger RNA of Triticum turgidum subsp. durum (durum wheat), 990 nucleotides long. The record is from the annotation of a GenBank genome assembly. NCBI's taxonomy places the organism in Eukaryota, Viridiplantae, Streptophyta, Magnoliopsida, Poales, Poaceae.